AUGGCGCCUACUAUCACCUCAGCCCUCACCAUUGUUCUCACCACUGUUCCUAUGCUGGGGAAGGACAACUGGGCCAAGUUUGGGAAGGGAUUCAAGGUGUUUUUGCUGGGAGUGGACGCACUUUGGGUUAUGGGGAAAGGGCCAAAAGCAGAUGAGUCUGACCAAGUUGCUCUGGACAGAAUGCUCCUCCCCUACCUCUACACCAAGAUAGAGGAGCAGUACCAGCCCCUCCUGGAUGAUUUCGAGUCUGCCACUGCUGCCUGGGCAGCCCUCAAGGCCCACUUCGAAAAAUCGAGCAUGAGCACCAGGAUGGCUGCCAGGGCCGAGCUGCACUCUAUUUCCCAUGACCCCAUCAAGGAAAUCAACGUCUACAUUCGAGCUGUAGGGGAUGCAGUGAAGAAACUGGCUGCCAUGGGUGUUUCCAUCGAUUCCACCAUCCACAAAGAUGUCCUGCUUAUGAAUCUUCACCCAGCCUUCCACACAGUCCGCACCAUUCUCCUUGCACGCUCUCCUGAGCCCAAACUCAAAGACUGCAUCACCCAGCUUGCCAGCUCAAGCUCAGACCCUGGAGUGCAAAAGAACCCUCCCUCGAGUGCUUGUACAGCACGCGAAUCCACCAUUUCGUACCGAUUCCCAUCAUCGUCUGGGAGUCCAUCCCCUCCCCCCAUCGUACCAUCGUUGCCCGAUCUGGCGCAUCAAAAUGAACCUGGGCCCUCCAACCCCUACCUCGCCCUCCCGCCUCCUGAAGACGAGAUCCCCAACCUUGGCGAGUUACCCUCCGAACAACCACCCUCGCCCCCACCUACCACACCCGUUCCUACCAUGUCAGGACAUCACCGCAUCACCCUCGCCGCCAAUCCCCCCUACUUUGAUGGCGACAAGUCCAAGUACUUGGGCUUUGUGGACACGUGCACCACCUACAUCGUGUUGAUAAAAUGGCUGAACCAGGAAUUGAACCUGGGACCUCUGACUUGGAUCGUCCAGUGCUCUAACCACUGA
Mycena citricolor is the source of this 999-nucleotide messenger RNA. The record is from the annotation of a GenBank genome assembly. Lineage: Eukaryota; Fungi; Basidiomycota; Agaricomycetes; Agaricales; Mycenaceae.